AUGGCCUCCAAAAUAACACCCUUCGUUUUCCGAUCAGCAUUCAGACCAGCAAGAAUAGCUUCAAGAUCACAAUGUCGGUCAUUUGUUGCCGGUAGCAGAUUAUCCAGCGAUUCCCUCAUGGUUCAUCGCGAUACACCCGACAAUAAUGCCUCUAUUCCUUUUAAAUUCACACCUCAAAAUGAGAAGAUCAUCGAAGAGAUUCUCAAGAAAUACCCCCCGCAAUACAAAAAGGCAGCCGUUAUGCCGAUUCUCGAUCUUGGACAACGUCAACAUGGAUUUACCAGUUUGAGUGUUAUGAACGAAGUUGCUAGACUAUUGGAAAUGCCUCCUAUGAGAGUUUAUGAAGUGGCUACCUUUUAUACCAUGUAUAACAGAACUCCAGUGGGCAAAUUCCAUGUGCAAGCUUGUACUACGACUCCUUGUCAAUUGGGUGGUUGUGGAAGUGAUGCAAUCGUCAAGGCAAUCGAAGGGCACCUUGGUAUCAAGCCUGGCCACACCACAAAGGACGGAUUAUUUACCUUUGUCGAAGUCGAAUGUCUGGGCGCAUGUGUAAAUGCCCCAAUGGUUCAAAUCAACGACGAUUUCUACGAAGAUUUGACACCCGAGUCAACCGUCACAUUACUCAAGGCACUUCAAUCCAGCGCCUCGGAAAUUGCCAAUUCGGAAGCUGGAAAAGGUGCCAUUACAGGCGAAGAUGGCAAUGUCAAGUCUGGAUCUGAAGUUGGAGAGGACGCAGGAAGAAUUUAUAAUAAGGGAGGUGUUAAGGUACCAAGUCCAGGACCAAUGAGUGGAAGGAAGACUUGUGAGAAUAUCAAGGGUUUGACGAAUUUGACGAGUGAGCCAUGGAGUAAGGAGGUUUUCAAGCCAGAAUGGCAAUAG
Messenger RNA from Botrytis sinoallii, 879 nucleotides. RefSeq lists its product as uncharacterized. The record is from RefSeq and is a predicted model, not a curated record. The transcript is spliced from 3 exons. Bases 1 to 879 code for a protein of 292 amino acids. NCBI's taxonomy places the organism in Eukaryota, Fungi, Ascomycota, Leotiomycetes, Helotiales, Sclerotiniaceae. Gene Ontology annotation, molecular function: NADH dehydrogenase activity.